This is a messenger RNA of Neltuma alba, 1176 nucleotides long. RefSeq lists its product as uncharacterized. The record is from RefSeq and is a predicted model, not a curated record. The transcript has a single exon. The coding region runs from base 1 to 1176 and encodes 391 amino acids. Gene Ontology annotation, molecular function: catalytic activity. NCBI's taxonomy places the organism in Eukaryota, Viridiplantae, Streptophyta, Magnoliopsida, Fabales, Fabaceae.
AUGUCAAUUUUUGUCUGGAAUUGUCAAGGCGCUGCCGCCAACAAAUUUCACAGUGUGCUGAAGUCUUUUAUCAGAGACCACCGACCCCACGUAGUAGCUCUCGUUGAACCCAGAAUUUCUGGAAUCACUGCUGAUAAAGUAAUUAGGAAAAUCGGUUAUGCCUACUCUCAUCGUGUUGAGGCCAAUGGUUUUUCUGGUGGAAUAUGGCUUCUAUGGACUGAUGCUGUCGAAGUCGAAGUCAUCACAAACCACAGUCAAUUCAUUCACUCAAAGAUCACGCUAAAAUCUGAUUUGCAAAGCUUCUUCUUCACCGCGGUUUAUGCCCACCCGAACAGCCAAAUCCGCCAAAGGGUAUGGUUUGAUCUCACCAGGACCUCUUACUUCAACUCCGCUCCUCUUCUCCUGGCUGGUGAUUUUAAUGCUACCCUUAGCUCUACUGAACGCCGUGGUGGCUCAGAAAAAAGGAGGAAGGGCUGCCCUCAUUUCCAGGCCUUUUGCAACAACAAUAAUCUAGUGGACUUGGGCUACUCUGGACCCCAUUUUACCUGGCGACGAGGACUCACUUUCGCACGUCUGGACCGAGCCCUCUCCAACACAGCCUGGAUUCACACCUUCCCCAACUCGAAGAUCCUGCACUUGGCCCAAAUUAAUUCUGACCACAGACCCCUCCUCAUUGAACUUGGGACGUCUCAUCGGUCAGGUAAUUCCACCAAACCUUUUCGUUUUUUGGCUGCUUGGGCUAACAAUGACUCCUUUCCACAACUAGUCAAAGAUAAUUGGUCGAACGAAAUCAGUCUCAAAGAAAAUAUUAAUCAAUUCACACAAGCAGCCUCGCUUUGGAACAACGAAGUCUUUGGUCUCAUUGGCAAACAGAAACACCAGCUCCAGAAACGUAUUAUGAGAAUCCAGCGGGAUCUUGAAAGAUCGCCUACAUCGCCUCACUUGAUCGAUCUAGAAGAGUCUCUUCGCCUUGAGUUUGAAACCACAUGUUUAAAUGAAGAGCUCCUUUGGGCCCAGAAAUCCCGCAGCGAUUGGAUUUGCCUAGGUGACAGGAACACCUCCUACUAUCAAAUGAAAGCCCGAAUCAGAAGAAGAAGAAACCGCAUCUCCUCCUUGAGAAAUGAUGAGGGAGAUUGGAUUUCAGAUGAGCAAACGCUAAUAUCCAUGACCAAGUAG